UGCAUGCCACCUCUGUGGGUCCCAAGACCCGUCAUUGAGACCGCCUUAGGUAAGGUAACAGGCCGUUCCCACGAGGCGGGGGCACCUCGCAGGCGCAAGAGUUCGGAUCUAGAAUAGCACAUGCAAUAAACAAUAAAAGUCAGCAGAAGAUAGAUUGUCCCAGACUAACAGAGAUGUUAACAGAGAUGUUCUCCUGAGGUAGCUCUCCAAUAAGGAUCCAGAUAUAAGAUGACGUAAGAUGUAAAAAUGGACAGUCAAUCUCCAUGGUACAAAUGGGAUAUAAGAUGUAACAUAUGGCAUAUAAGAUGUAAAAUAUAUUCUAACCAUCCGACCCAUGAUACGGUCCUGGUAAAUCCAUAAUCCAGAACUAAUAAUCCAGGACUUGGAUAACACAAUCUGUCCAGAAAAAACAUCCGGGUCCCAAAAAGAGGGGGGGAGGAAAAGGCGCUCCAUAGCUGCCUUCCAAGUCCAUUGCUGUCUCCAGAUGGAACUCCCCGACAGCUCCCAGCAGCUCCCAGAACUCCAGUCUGACUCCAAUAUGGCCCAACAACAGCUCCCGAAGAGAUCACAAGGUGCCCAAAAGAUGUUAUACGUCCCAAAGCCCCCAGCAAACGGGGGAAGGGGGGGCGCGGCCGACAUUGCCGCUAUUAGGGAGCCAGGCCAAACCAGGCCAAAAGGCGGCCGAAACGUCCUCCUCCUCUCCGAUAUCGAAUGGAGCGCCGUUGCCCUUGCGACAAGGGAGAUCUUGUGGCAGGAAAGCCAGGCCCAAAAAUAGGCCAAACCGCCCUCCUUACCUCCGGUAUUGCCCCCUCCCUCCGAUAUCGAGGGGACCGCCGUUGUUAAUAAUAGGAGAGUCCUUAAGAAUCCUUGAGGUAGAAAGCAGGGGGAGCAAGCCAGGGAAAGCUGAGGGGGAAGCCGGCUCGCCAACCGAAACGCCGACCAGAACACCUCCUCCUCCCGGGCAUCUAAAAUGGCUGCCGUCAUACGCCGAUCGCCCUCCCGGCCCGUUCUCAGCAGCCGCGGGUCCUAAAAGGUCCACAGACCUCUCCCACGGCUGCGAGGAAGAUCGUCCACUGGGCCGGGGGGCGAAAACAGCUAAACGAGCGGCCACGACGAUGCCAUCAGCCGGGCAAUCUCAAAUCCGCCGACCCGAGUUUUUACCACAGCGCCAUCUUGCGCAUGCGCAGAGCCCUUGUAUUAUUGCAGUUGAAACUGAAGUAGUCAUUAACAGGAAGGACAUUACAAUGGAUGAUUCUAUGAGCUAAACCCAGGUCCUGUCAAUUCUGCCUCACACUGCCAAUUUAUAGAGCAAUUCUCUCUCACCGGGAGAGAGGGGGUCAAAAGCAGAAGAAACUAUGAGCCUGCAGGAUAUGCAAAAGGGAGGGAGGGAAGGAGGAAGGCAGGCAGGUAAUGCCAAUUUCCUCCCCCCUCCCUUUAAAAAAUGUGUUUAUUUUGCAAAUCCUCUCCCCCUGCAACUACUGGAAGGGAUUUGAUUGGACAGAGCUACAGGCUAGCGACAAUGAGCAGCUUGGUUGAGCGACGUAAAAAUAAUAAUUAAAAAGUACAUUUUGUACAUCCAAAGGUUGUCCAGCACAGCAGCAGUGGCAAUUAGGUUUAGUAAUUAAGGCAUUGGCCCAGAAAGUAGCUGGAUGAUUUUGGGUCAGUCCCUGUCUCUCAACCCAGCCCACCUCACAGGGUUGUUGUGGGGAAAACAGGAGAAGGAAGGAAAAUUAGACAUAUUUGCUGCCUUGAGUUACUUAUAAUAAAGGCAAGGUAAAAAUCAUAUAAACAAACAAACAAAUAAGUGGUGAUAGAUAGAUAGAUAGAUAGAUAGAUAGAUAGAUAGAUAGAUAGAUAGAUAGAUAGAUAGAUAGAUAGAUAGAUAGAUGAUAAAUAGAGCGAGCUCAGCAAAGGCCAGUUUUUCUUCUUCUCUGUGCCUGAGACUGGGAUUCAGGGAGAAGAGAUUGGGAUUUCUCUUGCAGAAUUGAAUUUCACAAUUCUUUGAGGAUGAAAUCUGUCCUGUGACCUUUGGGGUGCCUUUGCAUAGGACAAGGGAUUUAAUUAAAAAAUGCAUUUCUAUUCUUGGGAAAAAAUAAGACCUUUUGUCCUUAUUAAUUUUCCUUCUUACAUUACCAGUUGGAUAUGUAUAAACUUAUUGAUGUCUUUUUUCAAGAACCGUGCAUGAAUAGAAUUAAUGUAUUUGGAUAGGUCCUUGAUCUGAUCCAGCCUGCCUCUUUCUGUUUUGGCCAUUCAGGUAGCCUCAGCUUAUGACUAUUCCUAUAACAGCAAUUCAAAGUUACGAUGAUGCCAGAAAAAGUGACUUGUGACAGGUCCAUACAUCAAUAACAUGAUUGCAAUUUGUGGGCUUGGCAACUGGCAUGUAUACAAUGGCUGUAGUGUCCCAGGGUCAUGCGAUCAAUAUCUGCAACCUUCUCAGGGGACGUCUGACAAUUUUCUAACAAAAAUCAAUCGGGAAGCUGAAUUUACUUAACAAUUUUGUGAUUUGCUUAAUAAUCAUAGCAAAACUGGUCAUAAAAUUGGGCACAAUUGACUUAUUUGCAUUGCUUAAUGGCAGAAGUCUCAAUUGUGGUUGUAAAUUGAGGACUACCCAAAGUAGGUUGGAUGUCCAAACUAAUGUCAAACACCCUCUCUGCACUAGAGAGUACUUGUUUUUUAAAUUAGAUUUAUUGAAAUCUUUAUCCAUGCAUCUUCAAGGCAGUUUUCAAAAGAAAUAUAUAGAAGCAUACCGUCAAGUUAAAACAUGAUGUAAAACUACAAAGCACCAUCUAGUACUAAAAUAAUGCAUGAAAAUAGCAUGCAAGUUAACAGCUUAAAUGCAACUAUUAAUCCAUCUGAGCAGGAAAUGCGAAGUUCUAUGGAAGAAAUUUAAACUUGGAGACCAGCCCAGCAAAGUUUCUGCUGAAAUUAUAAAAUUAGCUCUCUCAAUUCGCAACAUUGCCCGCAGACCUAGCCAUGGGACUGGCAUUAGGCAAGAAGAUACAAAUGCUAGCUCAUUUCUUCUGGUGAAACUGGAGUUGGAGGCAGCCAAAUGUCUGUCCGUCUACCCAGGAACUUUCAAGGUCAGGGGGACACAUGGCGAAUGAACCUGAGUAUGGUCUCAAUUGACAGGGAUGGUUUCUUUAAAAAAGACAGUAGGGUAAAGAGCCAUUUCUCUGUGCCAAAGGAAAAAUAUAUCUUCCUAUUUGCAUAUUAAUUUUUUUAUAUUUUUUUUAAAUUUUAUAAAUAAACAUUUAAUAUAUCAGUCAAUCCUUCUGUGUGACAUCUCGGUGUUUUCUUCAUGGCUCCAUUGUUUUGUUGUUUCUUCUUUUUCAUUUCAAUUUAAUCUAUUACAGUUUUUUCACAAAUACAAUAUUCUAAUUAUACCAUUAUCUUACAUAACUAUCAAUUGCUUAUCUUCAUCUUUUUUCUAACCAAUGGUAAAAUUGAUCCGAUAUCUUAAAAUAUUCUGAAUCCUCUCUUUCUUUAAUCAUCAAAGUUAAUCUAUUUAUUUCUGUACAGUCUAAUUUUUUUAUAAUAACGUCUCCUUCUAGGGGUAUUUUCUCUGUUUUCCAAAUUUGUGCAAAAACAAUUCUUGCUGCUGUUAUUACAUGUAUAAUCAAAUAGAUAUUUUCUUUACUGGUUUUCUCUGGGAGGAUACCCAAUAAGAACAGCUCCAGUUUUAAAUCAAUGUGUUGUUGAGUCAUUUCUUCUAACCAUACCUUUAUUUUAUUCCAAUAAUUUUUAGCUUCUGAGCAUGUCCACCACAUAUGAUAAUAAGAUCCUGGUAACUGGUGACAUUUCCAACAUUUAGCUGAUUUGUCUUUAAACAUUUUUCCCAGUUUUUCAGGAGGCAUAUGCCAUCUAUAAAACAUUUUAUACUGAUUUUCUUUAUAUGCAGUGGACAUUGUUAAUUUGUAGUUCCUCUCCCAUAACUGUUGCCAUUUAUCUAGAUCUACUGAAUAGCCGAAAUUUUUGGCCCAUGCUAUCAUUGUUUCCUUUACUUGUUCAUCAAUUGUUUUUUUAAAAAAAGUCCUCUGUGAAUUGGCUUUUAUUGACAAAAACAUUGCAAAGCACCUUAGCUUGAGUCAACCUGCUGAAGUAUUAUGAUAUUAAUGAUGAAACUCUUUUUUAAAGAUAUUUCUGGACAAAUGGCCAAGUUGCUACCAGUUCUGCUGUUUGCAACCCAGCUUUCCUUGACAGCAGCUUUAUUCAGGGUGAGUGUUAUUCAGCCUCAUUACUCUGCAGAAUAUGGGAGCAGCGUGACUAUGGGAUGUCGCUUUCCAACUGAUAAUUCCUUGAAUCUGACACAACUGAAUAUCUUCUGGCAGCAAAAACUGUCAGACGAAGCCAAGGAAGUUUAUAAGCUCCAAAAUGGGCGUGAAGACCUGUCAGGGCAACACCAACAUUUUCAAGGAAGAGCUACAUUAUUAUAUGAGGAAUUGAAAAGGGGCUAUUCUAUGCUACGUAUCACCCAUCUAAGGAUCACAGAUGCUGGAUAUUACCUUUGCGUUGUCAACUAUCGUGAAGCUGAUCACAAGUACAUUGACUUGAAAAUUGAAGCACCUUACAAGAGGAUAAACAUGCAAGAAAGAAAAGAAGAAGACGGCCACAUCUUAACUUGCCAGGCAGAAGGGUACCCCCUGGCUAAUGUUCUUUGGCUUUAUGAAAACAGAAUCAACGACACGAUAUUUGCAAACACUACACAUAAGCUGACAGACACAGGACUUUUCAACAUAACCAGUGUCUUGAGAAUCAAACCAAGUGCUCCUGGAAAUUACAGCUGCAUAUUCCAAAAUAAGGAAUUGAGACAAACCUCAGCUCACAGAACAGUAUUUCUAAUAGGUCAAAGAAAUGCAUCAGGCACUGGGAAAAAUUCCAUGAUCUUGUUUAUCUCAACAAUUUUGUAUAGUGCUGUGAUUUUAUUUAGUAUCACUAAAUUCUAAGGGGGGGAAAAUUAAUAAAUUUGCACACCUAGAAAGAAGAUCUGGAGCAUCAAAUCAAGGAUAAAGUUUGAUGACUGAUGCAGAUGGAGAAGCCUGAGCAAAUAGAAGCUGCUCUUGUUUGUUGUUUGAUCCUCCAUUGAUCCGAUUCCUCCUCUUAGAAACUUCUUUAAGGAAGUUGGACUGUAGAGGUAAUUAAUGCUGAUCUUUCUGGUUUUCUUAUGUCCAUUGUUCAUUCCAAAUACUUGUGAAAAAUGUGCAGGUUAGAGAUUUGGGAUUUGCUUAUUUUCAAGACUCCCUGCAUCUUCCAGAUAUAGCUUCAUACAGAACAGAUAAUAUAUACAGUAAGAAAACAUUCGUCUUGUUGUUGCAACACAACAGGCUGGUGUGUGUGAUGUCAUGAUUGAAAUAAGAAGGUAGGGCUUAUCCUCUAAUAUUGCAAUGAAGAUUUCGUUAUGUUGGCACCUUUAUGGCUAGGUGCAGACGCCUCUGGUCUGACUUCACAUUUUUGCUAUAGAAAUGUUAUUUCUGAAAGCUAGCUCCAUCAUUAGCUAUUGCACAGCAGCAUCUCAGUCAACAGAUGAUGAAGUCCUAGGAAACAGUUGUGUGCAAUAGGGCUUCUUCAUAAGACAGCCUGAUAUUCGCAAGCAUUAUGGAGAAUGUUGUCCUGUUACUGUUAAAUUAAAAUUUAGCUAUUAUUGUACAGUAGUUGGCCUCUGGAUGGAUAUGAAGAGUAAUGAUUCUGUUUUGUCCUGUCUGGUGCUCUUAUGAAACAUUGUAACUAACAUUUUUAAUAUAUUUACAAACUAUUGUAAUGUAGCAUGUGCAAAGUAUGAGUUACAAAUCGGAUAACUGCUGUUUCAAACUGUUCUGCAACUACAGGCUUAGACAAGCUUGUUGUAUGCUAAUGACAUUCUGGAUCUUUUCAAUUAUGAUCAAAAAUCUUUAUUGUGGAGAUGUUAUAAUGCUAUAAAUGCUACAGAUAUACAAUCAAUUAGAAUAAUCUCAUAAGUGCCAAAUGGUAAUAACACUUGGUUUUACUUUUUGUUUAGAGUCUAUUAAAGAAUUAUUAUUGAUAAUUAUUUCUAGGAAAAGUAUCCUAUUCAGUAGGUUUGAAUAUUUAAUAAUGCAUAGUUCAGAUUAACGGGGGUUAAUAUUAGGUAGUUGAAAAGCGCUAUGAAUCUGUGAGGAAGAUUAAAAGUAGCAAAAAAGAAAAUUGCCUCAAUACAUUAACCAGGAUGGGUUUUUUUGAUUUCAGUUUAGACAAAUUGAUUAUUGAUUUAGUUCUCGUUGAAUGGUAAAUAGGAUUUCCAUUUCAAACAUGUGAAAAUAGAAGCUAACUUUCCUGACUGCAAAUUAUAUAAUUCAGCGUAUUUAUUAGCUUCUAUAAUGCAUUCAGAUGAAAAUAAUACUGAAUAGAUCUGGCUCAUGGGCCAUUUGGAAAGUCAAGCUUUGGAAUUGUUGAAAUCCUGUAUAUAUGUGGUUCCAACUAUGCAGGUAGUCCUCAACAUGUGAAUGUAAUGGUACCUGCCCAUUAUAGUUAUAUAUUGUGACUGUCAUAAAACAAGUUGUCAUGCGACAGGUCCAAUUUUACAACUUUUUUUCAUGGUCAUUAAAUGUGACAGUAAGUAAUAAGCACAAACCAUUUUUUAUCCCUUUGGGCACAGUCUUGUUGAAAACCAGAAGUGCCAGUUUUUCAGCAAAAAUGUCAUAAAAUGUCACAUGACUGUGGAUAUCAACCAUCCCAUUUGGCACAUUCAACAAAAGAAAUCCCCAGAGCUUUAACUGGGUUUAACAGAGUUGUUAAUGCUUGGAAUACACUACCUGACUCUGUGGUCUCUUCCCAAAAUCCCCAAAGCUUCAACCAAAAACUAUUUACCAUUGACCUCACCCCAUUUCUAAGAGGUCUGUAAGGGGCGUGCAUAAGAGCACAAACGUGCCUACCGUUCCUAUCCUAUUGUUUCCUUUCAUUAUAUCCAAUUAAUAUAGUUAUUACAUACUCAUAUAUAUGUUUAUAUUGUAUAAUUAUUUCAUGCUUAUGCUUAUAUAUACUGUGUGACUAAAUAAAUAAAUAAAUAAUGUAGCUUUAAUAAAAAAUCCAUCUAGGCAUGACAGAAGCAAAGUCAGUUCUGGGAUUUUCCUGCAAAACUCCACAUAGGUAACUCCCCUUUUCCCCUCCGGGCCACCCAUAGUUCAUAAUUCACCAACUGAAUUCAGUUCUUUUACAUUGGGAAAAGCUGUCUGCUUCGGUCAAAGCAUUCAUCAUCACUUGGCCUUGUUAGAUAAUGUCCCUCCAGCAACAGACGGUUCACUUGUAUUCCAUAGCCUCCCUCCACCCUUGGGAAUUCACCACCCUGCUCCCAUCAUUGCAAGCAAAAGCAGGUACAGGUGACUAUGAAAUCGAGUCAGGUUUGACAGGGGGAUGCUGUAAACAGCUAUAAAUUCAGCUGUGUUACCGAACACCCAGAGUAAUGUGACUGCAAUUUUUGGCUUUUUUGCCAGUUUCUGGCAAGAAUGCCCUUUAGUGAAAACGGGUUUGUUUAGUGAUUGUUGAAAAAAAAAAAGUUGUAAAAUCAGAUGCUGUCAUGUGGUAACAUACUUAACAAUCACCAUGAUUUAUGACUGUAAUUCCAAGCUUAAUUAGGGUUGUAAGUCAAGGACUACUUGCAAUUAAAGUCCUUGUUAUAUUCUCAUUUUGUUCCAAAUGCUUUGCCUGCCUCCAAAGGCCCUGAUUUUUUAAUAUGAUAGGUUUUGGUCAAGAGUAAAGUCAUAAUUCAGUACCACCAAUAGUCUAAAAUGUUUACAAAAAUAAUUUGGAUAAUAUGCAAGAAAACUAGAUUAGAGAAUUCAAGUUUUCUUACUACAAAAUCAGUGGUUUCAGGUCUUAAUUUAUGUAAAAUAUGUGUUUUAUGAUUAAAAUCCCCCCAUUUUUAAGGUUUAUUGGACUUCCUAGUGAAUGCUCAAAUAAUUCUAGUUACUGUCCUUAUGUUGGUGAUAGAAUGUGCAUGCUUUGAAUGCUAUUCAUACUAUUUGUUAGAAUUAUUUUAUUGGUUCUAUGUUUUUAAUGCAAUGAACCAAAGUUUGGGGAGGAAGUUAAAGACAUUGAUGUGCAAUUAAUUUAUAUUUAAAGAGUCUGGAAUUUUAUUUUAUUAUUUAUAAAAUUUAUUGGCCGCCUGUCUUACCCUAGGGUAACUCUGGGUAGCUUUCAGUUACAUAAAAUCUAAAACAUAAAAAAUUAAAAACAAACAUUAAAACCAAAAACACACAUGGAGGGCGGGGGUAGAGUGGGGAGGAGGAAGGUGGGAUCUGUUAUUACUCAAUCAAUCACCCCCACUGGAGCCCCAAGCCAACUGGCACAGCCACAUCUUUAGGCCCUUAUGAAAAGAUAGGAGGGUUGGGGCACACCUCACAUUGGGUGGCUGGGGGCCAAGAUGUUCCAAAGGGCAGGAGCAACAGCAGAGAAAGCUUUCCUCCUGGAGCCUGUCAGCUGGAAUACUCACACUGACGGGACCCGCAGCAGAUCUCCUCUGCCAGCACGAGUGGGACUGGCCAAUCCCAGUGGUGUGAGACUGUCCCUCAAUUUAUCCAUUUAUUAAGAGAUUUGGCUGUAUCAUCAUUAAAUACUUGCCAAAAAGAUUAGGUGCUCAUGGAAAGACACCAAAAUACUAGAUACAAAAAAGUGGAUUAAAAAAAAAAAAGUUAGCUCUCAGCCUUUGAAAUGGUUUGUUUAUCACCAAAAAAGAAAACAGUGGAUCACGUGGUUCUGUGUGGUCAAAGGUUGUUCAAAACUUGAGUUACAGUAUUUUUUAUACAGAUGUAAUUAUUAUACUUACAGCACUCUGGAAUAACUCAAAUUUUGUUUUUUUAUUAUAUUUGUUUUUUAUAUUUUUUGUUGGAAUUUUUUUAGGCAAAAAGUUACAGCUAUAAGAAAAGCAAUGAAACAUAUUAAAAAAAAACUUCCUGCUGUCUCUCAGCCUCAAUCUUUCUCUCUGUAUUUUGUACGCUUCAGUGAAAGUAAAACCAACUGUAAAACCCUGGGACUUUCUAAAUAUGUCACGCAUCCCUUGCAUGACUUGGACCUUGUGUUUGCUGAUCAGAUGAGCAGUCUGUUGAGUUUGCAGACCUAUGUAUUUGUUUCAUAAAAUUUAACUCUGUUAGGGAGGUAGCCAUGAACUUCUUCACAUUAUAAAAGAAAUCACAAGGCAGCUGGAACCUUGCUACUUAACUCCUUUAUUCUUGGCAGCUGCAGAUGUGACAAGUAUAUGUAUAGGUAUAUUCCUGUGUAGAGUGUAUCCACAAAGUGGGUUUGAGUAGGGGAAAUGCUACCCCUCUCGUGUGGAAUUUCAUAGGUAUACAGAUGUAUUCUAGUUUUCUAAUCUAGUAAUGUGCCAACUACCCCUCUCAGCAGUUUACAAGACAGUUUUAAGAUUGAGGCAUUAAACACUGUUUUAACUGAGCUUUUGAGUCAAAAGACAAGCAUCAUUAAUAAUGAAUAAAUGUGGCUCCUCGAAAAAAUUAAUUGUCCACCCCUGCUACAGAACUACAGUCAAAAAAUUCAAUACACCAACCACAGGGGCAUUUUAUAUGCAUUGUAUAUUAAAAAAGAUCUUUUUGACUUUUUAAAAUCAUACCCCAGCAGACACAUGUGGUGGCAACUGUAGGUGAAUCUCUUCAGAUGAUUCCAAGCAGAAUGGAAGCUCAGAUUAAAAAAAAGUUUUCUCUCAGGCAGCCUGGAUCUAAGGCCAUUUAAGGCUUUAUAAUAAGCAAAAUGUGUGGGUGGCCUAAAAAGGAACAGGCAGGCAGCCUGCCUUUUCAACAAAAGAUGUAAUGAGGCAUUUUUUAUUCUGCUCAAGACUAACCCAGCUACCAAGGUUUAUACUAACUGAAGCAUGGGGUCCUUGGUGGUCUCUGAGCUUGGUUGAUUUCUUGUAGACAUUUCAUUUCUAAACUAGGUAACAUUAUCAGGGUUAGAAUGGAGUAGGGUUUGCUCUUUAUUUAUCUAGCCCAUUCCGUUCUAGCACUGACAAUGUUACCUAGUUUGGAUAAUGAAACUUCUGCAAGAAAACCAUCAAGCUCACAGCACCAAGGACCCCUCAUUUCAACAAUGAGCUACAGUACAAAUAUUCUCUUCUACUGUAUCAGUACUAGUUGAAGUUUGUAGACGUGAAAGCAACCUCCUGUGCAAGCAUUGCUGGAGGGGAGCCAGGAGUUUUCAGCAGGUGCAUUAGUUUUAUUUUCAUUGUCUUCCAGAUGUGGAUACACUGGACAAGUCAACCAAAGCUGGUAAAAGGUCAUCCUACCUUUGUCUUAGAUCUGGUUAACAGAAAGAGAGAUUUGAAUCCCAAAGCACUCCCAGAACUCAGCACUUGCCUUUUCUGUAAAGGGUACUCCCACUCAGGCUGAUAGUGUUACUUUGCUGGAAUUAAAGCCCCCCACAAGAAAUAUAAUGACCAUUUUACCAGCACUUAUUUUCAAGGUAUUAUUUCCCAUGGAUCCAUUUACCGAUUUAAAUUGGUCCCUAAAUAAUUUGUCACUCCAUCAAUGGUUUUAUAAUUAACAACAGAUGUGCCAGUAGGGCAGAAGGUGGGUCGGAAAGAAAGCAGCAUUGCUCUGCAAUUUUUGUAUGCCUGACAUUACACAAACACAGGGAAGCGAUAGAGCUCGUGGUGCCUGCAAAUAACUCUGAUUAAGAGGGAUUAUGCUAUUAAAAGAAAAUAUACUACUUAUAUUACUGGCUUUUCCACUCUUUGAUCUUUGACCUUUGAAAGGAAAUAAUGAGUAAACAUAUAGUUGAGACAGCUGUAAUAUUUUCGCUUUGAACUAAAGUUUAGUUUCCAAUAUAAGAUGUGGUACAGCUCCCCCUUGUGUUUUCUAUUGUAUUCAGAUUACAAGUCAUUUUUGUUUAGAAAUGAUGAACACUGAAUUUUAGUAUGGAAAUAAAGAGCAUUAUUUAUUCAAUCAAAUUUUGUCUUAUUGCUCACCACCUGUUUUUAUUAAGACAUCCAAUGUUCAUUCAGUAAAGAAUGUUCAAAGCUAACUGCAUUAUCGUUACAAUACUGUGAAUAUUCCCAUUUUAUGUCUUGAAGCAUGACAUUCAACAGGAAUAUCCAAGAUGGCUUUGAUCAAAUACAGCUUAAAAUCAGGAACUAUUUUGUAAUUUUUGAGAAGUGAAGAUAACAGUUUUGAGUCCUCUGCUGUAAAAUUAAAAAAAAAUGGUAUCUUUAAGUCUUUAAAGAUGAUGAAUUUUUAUUGUUUGUAUUUAUUUUAUUGUAUUGUGUUGUUUUGAGGGUUAUGGAAAGUAAAGCCAUGUACAGCAUGUAGCAACAGUAAAAGGGCAUCUAGAGGAAGAAAGUCACACAUUGAGCUUGAGAUUAACAAGUAAAUACUGUAAUAAAUAAAACUACUACUUCUAGUAAUUUUCUUGAUUACAUUUAUGAGUAGCAGGUGUUCCCAUUUCUAAAGAUACUAAAAACAUGGAAUAUUAUGCCUUGGGGGAAAAAAGACAAGCAUUGUCUAUUUUUGCACAAGAAAAAUAGAAACGGCUAUCAACAAAAUAUAUAAUGUUCUUAUUGUUACAAAUAUUGCUACCCUCUAGAAAAUAUUAUUUAAAAGUAUUUUUACUGAUCCAUACAGAAAUGUAAUAUCCAGAAUGUAAAGGGGAGAAAACAAAUUAUUUUCAACACAGCUAUUAAAAUAAGUAUGUGCUGCUUUGACUUUGCAGUAAAAAUGCAUGCCCAUGGGAGAAAAUAAGCAAGUGUCAACUCAGAGUACAUUCCAAAAAGAAACUGGCUGCAUACUAUAACUACAGUGAAUUAUCUCCAGCUGUCAUGAGCUGUCAUUUCUAAUUGCAAAUUUUAAUAUGCAUACUGUGCUUACAAACUUCUUUGAGAUCACAUUUGGUGCUUAUAUAUUGCAGAAUAUAAUCUGUGUUAUGAAUGAAGGCAAAAAUUCUGUGUUCGCCCUAGAAGUUCUACAUCUUAUUAAUAAAAAACAACUGGAAAAUCUCAGAAGAAAUGGGAUCCUGAUCAUUAGAAAUGAUCAAUUAUCUUUUAUUUCAUCAUCCAUAGCACUCUGCUCUACUUCUGUUCUAGUAGUUAAAGCACUGGGCCAGCAACUAGGACUGUUUUAAUCUCGCCUUAAGCAUGAAAGCCAACUGGCUGUCUUUGGGCCAGUCAUUCUCUCAGCCCUAGGAAGAAGGCAAACCAAUUAUUAUUUUUGACAAGAAAGUGGCAUGGAUUAAUCCAGUUAGUCACCAAGAAUCAAAACGUACUUGAUGGAAGAAAAAAAAGUAAACAAAAUACCUGUAAAACCUACUCAAUUGUUUAACAAAGAUGGUCAGGAAAAAUGUAGAUCAGCAUAUCUGGAAGGCAACUCAAUAGGAAAAGCUGCACUAAUGCAAUCUAUUGUGUUUUGAGCUGCUUUUAAAGAAAGUUUCAAACUCAAAAAACUCUACGGGCAGCAAUAAAAUGUGCAUAAGAGACUCAUGCUUCCUGCAUGAUGGCUGGAGCAGAAAAUCAUAAAGCUCCCUUGAAAAAAAAUGAAUUGUUAAAAGUUGUUUAUUAAUACUGUGCAACAUCUGUUUAUUAUCUUUAAGCAAAGGCUUUUGAUAGUAUUAAGUUUGAAUUGAAUUUCCUGCUUGGAAAAAAAACCCUAAAACACAGAUGGUUGUUACUUCCCACAGACAAUAUGUUCACUCAAGCUAUUUCAAGCAUAGUUUAAUGCUUACUGUACCAACAAGUGCAAUCAUAAUAAUCUUUUGAAUUUUAUAUUUAAUCGUGAAAUCAGAAUAAUUAUGGGAUUGAAACCUAUUUUUCUAUUUAGAAUAGUAAAUUC
Messenger RNA from Ahaetulla prasina, 12773 nucleotides. RefSeq names its product programmed cell death 1 ligand 1-like. Gene Ontology annotation, biological process: T cell costimulation; cell surface receptor signaling pathway; cellular response to lipopolysaccharide. Lineage: Eukaryota; Metazoa; Chordata; Lepidosauria; Squamata; Colubridae. The transcript has 5 exons. The record is from RefSeq and is a predicted model, not a curated record. Bases 4104 to 4943 code for a protein of 279 amino acids. Gene Ontology annotation, cellular component: external side of plasma membrane.